Striga hermonthica is the source of this 765-nucleotide messenger RNA. NCBI's taxonomy places the organism in Eukaryota, Viridiplantae, Streptophyta, Magnoliopsida, Lamiales, Orobanchaceae. The record is from the annotation of a GenBank genome assembly.
AUGCCGCCACGUAGGGAACCCGAUCAUCAGGCUCCUACUCAGGCUGCGGUAGUCGCUCAGUUCCGCGACUAUCACGCCGAAAAGUUCUCAGGACAGGGAGAUCCCCGCAUCGUUGAUGAAUGGAUUCAGGGGUUGGAAUUUAUUUUUGAGGUUAUGGAAUGCCUCGAUAGGUAUCGUGUAGUUUGCGCUCAGCUUCAGCUCACUGGUGAUGCAAGGCUCUGGUGGAAUUCCUACUGGAGCAUGCGUCCUGGUGAAAAAGCGGGUUGUACAUGGGACAUGUUCAAGGAGCUAGUCCGAGACAAGUACUACCUUUCCUACUAUCGGGCAGAGAUGGAGCGUCAGUUCUUAGCGCUUCAGCAGGGCACUCGUACUGUUGAUGAGUACGAGCGAGAGUUCACUAGACUUGCAGCUUUCGCACCGGAUCUUGUUCGCACGGAGGCUCAGAGAGCGCAGCGGUUCAUUGACGGGCUUUUCCCAGCAGUCCGUCACAACAUUGUGGGACACGGGACUCAGACCUACGCUCGUGCCGUUUCUAUCGCCCAGGAGGUGGACGCUAGUAUCAGGAGGGAGGCAGUUCGUGAUCGUGCCCAGCCAUCAGCCCCAACUCAGCCAUUCGCAGCUCCACCAGCUCUACCAGCCCCACAGCCAGCAAAGGAGAAGAAGAGGAAGGGAAAGGGUGCACAGACUGACCGGAGGACCCGACAGAGACAGCAGCCGAUUCCACCGUGCCCGACUUGUGGUCGACUUCAUCGGGAAGAGUGUCAU